AUGACAGUCCUGAACCUGUCCUUUGCUGCGUGUGGUUUCUUGGGGAUCUACCACCUGGGUGCUGUGGAGGCCUUUUUCCGUCACGGGGACAAGCUGCUGGGCUCCCUCAGGGCCUGUGCAGGGGCCUCGGCCGGGGCCCUGGUGGCUGCCGUAAUGAUCACAGCUCCUGACAAGUUAGAGCACUGUAAAGAGUUCACUUACGGGUUCGCUGACAGUGUGAGACGACAGCCGUUGGGAGCCGUCACACCAGGAUAUAACUUCAUGCUCACACUACGAGAGGGGAUAGAAGAGAUUCUGCCCAGCGAGGCUCACAGUCUGGCCACCGACCGCCUCCAUGUUUCAAUAACACACUUCAGAAGUGGCAAGAACCACGUCGUAUCCAGGUUUACCUCCAGGGAGGAGCUCAUAAAGGCUCUACUGGCCAGCAGCUAUGUGCCCAUCUAUGCUGGACUCAAACCAGUGGAAUUCAGAGGACAGAAAUGGAUUGAUGGAGGUUUCACUGACAGCCUUCCAAUUCUGCCUGUGGGACGAACCAUCACUGUGUCUCCGUUUGCUGGACUGCAGGACGUGUGUCCGGUCCACGGGGGGCGCUUCAAUACUCAACUUAGACUGGCCAAUAUGAACGUAAUGCUCUCUAUGGAAAACAUCAAACGUCUGAACCAGGCUCUGUUCCCACCAUCCACCAGCAGCAUGCAGUCUUUAUGUGAAGAAGGUUUCAAUGAUGCAGUGAGGUUCCUGAAGAGAGAGGACUGGAUGACCUGACCCUUGUGGCACGAACGGACUCUAAGAACCCUGAUGACACCCUAUUCGUCCUCAUGGCACUGACAGAGCUGACUGAGUGUGGAGCAGCAGGGCUGCAGCCAGGGCUUCAACAUCACGUUCCAUGCAGACAUCUGGCUCUCCACAGGCUUUACUGACCUCUGAUGCCUCUCCACGGCCUCCUCCAUCACAGCAAGGAUGGAGUAAAAGGCCGGCUCGGUGUCAGGAGUCAGCGGCGUGGUCUCUGAUGGGUCCCUCGAGAGAUCAUAGAGCAGUGGAGGAUUGUGGUAGGUCACAUAGUCUGGCGUGCAGAGGCAGACAUGAGUGUGGAAACAGACCGUCUCGUUCUCUGGAUAGAAGUUUUGUGUGAAGUAAAAGGCUUUCCACACUGAGCUACCUGAAGAAAAAAUAAAACCACUAAGUGAAACUUCUUGCCUUGAGGCAGUGAGUGUAUUUUUGGGCAGUUUGCCAUGUAGAUGAGCUGUCUGAAUCUUAUCUAACUGACCCCUACAGCAACCACAGCUGGAAGAAGCACACAGUGAAUAAAGCCAAGCUGCAGUUUUUGUUUCUGCAAUUAAAAAAAUGAACUAAGAAGAAAAAUUUGCUGCAGAUACAUAAUCUACCAUCUGUCAUUGGUGGUGUGUCUAAGGAUCCUCUGACAUCUGAGUGAAAGUGAGCUGCUGAACGGAAACUUAUUAAUGCAAAAGAUUCAAUAACCAAAUUUAGUUUCAAUCCACCAACAAAUAUUAGGAGUUCAUGAGAAAAGCAGUGGGUGGCGCAAAUUGUCCAGCUGGAAAGAAUGGUAAAUGGUAAAUGGACCUGUACUUGUAUAGCGCCUUUCUAGUCUUCCGACCACUCAAAGCGCUUUUAUUCACCCUUUCACACACAUUCACACACAGUGAAUGGCAAAGUCCAUCGAACAGAAACUAACUCAUUCAUACACAUUCACACACCGAUGCACGGCAUCGGGAGCAAUUUGGGGGCUCAGUAUAUUGCUCAAGGAUACUUCGACAUGUGGCACAUUUCUGUAGAGCAAACAUAUUUUCACAUCAAACCCAGUGAAUUAAGGGUUUGGUAUUGACCAGUUUGAGCACAUACAGUACAGAGGUGAUGAUGUUGGAUGAUGCGGCUCCAGCCAGGACUCUGACACCGACCAACAAAGACACAGCAGGGUCAGAAGUGGCGUAAAGCGGGAGAGGAGCAAGAGAGGCAUCAGACCGGAAGUAACAGUGUGUAGAGCCAGAAUAUUUUUACAUGUAACUGAGAUAUUAGAGUUGGUGUUUGUUGGAACAGUGAUUAACCAAAACAGUUUUGGUGAGUUGUAUUUUGUUUCUGUUGAGUAUGAAUGAAGUGUGUUUUAAGAUGGGUUAACAAGGCAAUUAAAGGUACAAUAUGGAAUAUCUGUUGUUAGGGGGUCUAGAAGAGAGAUAUGACACCAUAGAUAGGCGUUUGGUGAAACGCAUCAUAAGUGCCUUUUUGAAUGUCCUUUCUUUGUUUAGGUAAAAUAUGCUGUACUUGCGUGUGCUAUCAGUUUUUCCGAUAUCAAUUUCUGUAUCAGCAAUACCUCCAAUACUAAAAUGUGGUAUUUGGUAUCGGCACGUACACGUGUGCACCGAUCCGAUACUACAUAGGCCUAAUUUAUUAACUCCGAAAACCAACUUCCCAGCAGUGUCCCGUCCAUUUUUUCCCCCAGGAUAGCAAAGUCACAAAGUCACAACCUGCCCUAUUCUGAUUCUGACAAAGGGUUUAACCUGAGUCAGGCCAUUCAACAAUGAUAGCAAUCAUACAGGCUUUUCUUUUUUUUUCAGGCAAUUGUAUCAGAAUCGCUACUGGAAAAGAAAAAAAUUGUAUUUGAACAUCUCUAAUUUUGUUUGUGCUCCAUACCAUGUGAUCAUGAUCAUGAUCAAUUUCCCCUGUGUGGGAUCAAUAAAGUCUCUCUGUGUCUUA
This is a messenger RNA of Dicentrarchus labrax (European seabass), 2706 nucleotides long. It is a transcript of the gene pnpla4, whose product is annotated as patatin-like phospholipase domain containing 4. NCBI's taxonomy places the organism in Eukaryota, Metazoa, Chordata, Actinopteri, Moronidae. The transcript is spliced from 7 exons. Gene Ontology annotation, molecular function: triacylglycerol lipase activity; retinyl-palmitate esterase activity. Gene Ontology annotation, biological process: triglyceride catabolic process; lipid homeostasis. The coding region runs from base 1 to 762 and encodes 253 amino acids. The record is from RefSeq and is a predicted model, not a curated record. Gene Ontology annotation, cellular component: lipid droplet; membrane; cytoplasm.